Penicillium nucicola is the source of this 12222-nucleotide messenger RNA. RefSeq names its product E3 ubiquitin-protein ligase TOM1 (gene tom1). Gene Ontology annotation, biological process: protein polyubiquitination; positive regulation of protein catabolic process; proteasome-mediated ubiquitin-dependent protein catabolic process. Bases 1 to 12222 code for a protein of 4073 amino acids. The record is from RefSeq and is a predicted model, not a curated record. The transcript has 5 exons. Gene Ontology annotation, molecular function: ubiquitin-protein transferase activity. NCBI's taxonomy places the organism in Eukaryota, Fungi, Ascomycota, Eurotiomycetes, Eurotiales, Aspergillaceae.
AUGGGGAGAAUCAAGAAAGUAGCCAGCCAAAAGCAUGAGGCUACAAUCUCACCUUUUUUGCAAGAAUUCAUAGGUCGUGCAACGAGUCUUCCUGUUCCCGAGCUCCCGUCCCUCUUCAACACAUUCCCGAAGCUAUGGCCAUUCCCACGCGGUGAUCUCUACCACUGGAUCAAUGUCUUGGACCGGUUCGACGAGAUUCUGGCCUCGGCCGUCGAGAAAUACUUCCUCAACACUGGUCCUCAAUCCCAGUCGUUCACUCGGAGUGUUCUGGAGGAAUCAUACUCAGCUGAUGAGAGCAAAAAGCCGGCAGAGGGCGUUGACGCCAAGCUGAAUGGCCUGGGAUACGGCCCCGAUGGAGACCGAGAGCUUCUGGAAGCAAUUCUGGAAUUCUCACGUCUUUUGCUCGAGAAGUGUGGUAACCGCAGUCUCUACAGCAGCAGCGAUCGCCUAGGUGACUUGUUGAAUACAACUUCGCUAUCUCUUCUCCAGUCUACGUUGCGCCUGUCUCUUUGCCUAGCCCAAAGAUAUCACUCCCGCCAGCGUGGCGCUCACCAACAGUCAGUAUUGCAAUCUCACUAUGCUCUUGACCUUGAAAAGUUGCAGAAGAUCGCCGCACCUUUCCCACGUCCAUUCCUCGCCGGAAAAGCGCAGCCCACCUCUUCUCCCACCAUUUCCGCCAAAGGCAAGGAGAAUACCGUUCAAACGAAGGUCAAUGCCAAUGAAUUGGUCGCUCUUGUACGUGACAGUGAAGGCUGGGAGGAAUGGGGCGAUAUUCGCGUUCUCUAUUAUCCCUCUGGGUCAUCUGAACAAACGAGAACGACAUCCGAACAUGGUCAGAUCGAGCAUGGCUCACACGUCCCGACUACGCCUACGCCACUGCGACGAAGUGCCACACAUCCCGCUUCUCAAUUGAGUCGUGUCGAUGAUUCACCAGCUACCCCAGUCACAGGCGGAAAGGCAGAUGAGGCAACCCGUGGAGGCAAGGUCCUUGAACUCUCCUACUCGAAGGUCUCUUCUGCAGCUUUGGAGGAUCUUCUUGCGGCGAAUCUUCCCCACCUGCCCAUUGAGUCAAAAUAUGAAUUGCUCCACAAACUACGAGUUGCGAAGGCAUUGACAGGCUCUCGUGCUACUCGCGAGCAGAUUCUGUCCAUCAAGGCUCUUGCAGUAACUAACUUGGCCCAUGUUCAGCCGGAGAACGCUUUCCAACAAAAAGUCCUCCAAUAUGACAUGGAGCAACCGAAACGCCUUCAGCUUGCCUACCAGCUGGCUGAACUGGUUCAUCUCGGCGCCAGUGGUGACCUUGAGGUCUCUCGAAUUGUUCAGACUUUGGCGAUCCAGACGCUGGACUCAUUAGCGAAACACAAGUCUCGCGCCGUCGAUGUCUGUGCAGCUUUGAGUGUCAAUGUUAACCAUGGUGUUCUCAUGUUCUUGACCCGGAAAAUGGUCACUGAACUCAGCGCAGAAGGCGAGGAUACUGAUGCUGUUUAUUACGAUGAAUGGCGUGAUGCUUUGCUUGCACUCCUGCGCACCCUUCCAAGUUCAAGCACACGCACACCAGACACUCUGGUCGCAGCUGGUCUGAUCCCUAUGUUUGUUGACAUCCUGAAUCUGCGUAACGAGAAAUCGCGCCGUGUGUAUUCCCGCAUCAUGGAAUUCCUCGACACCUUCGUGCAUGCAGUCCGGGAUGCCCUGGGAACAUUGACAACCUCAAAAGGCUUCGACGCAAUGUCUGACCUGAUUGACUACGAAACAAAGACCGCUUUUGAAAAAGUCAAUCGAGGCGAGGGUUUCCCUGCUCAAUAUAAGAACCCAUCUGUGGAUUAUCAAAUUCCAUACUUCCAGCAACAGACACUGCGCUGGAUGUUCCGUUUCGUCAACCACAUCAUGCAGCACAAUGGCGGAGGGUUCGAUCGUGUGCUACGCAACUUGAUUGACUCUCCCCAGCUGCUCACUUCUCUCCGCCUUGUGUUUGAGAAUGCUCGUGUCUUCGGUUCGCAUGUAUGGAGCACUGCUGUCAACAUUCUCAGCAGCUUCAUUCACAAUGAACCUACUAGUUAUGCUGUCAUCGCCGAGGCUGGUCUCAGCAAAAGUCUUCUCGCUGCUGUAAUGGGCCGUGAACUCCAAGUUGACGAAAAGCCCCCUGCGGUGGAGCCUGAGGGUUCUGCAGCUGGAGGCGAAUCUGCUUCUCAGCCGCCCACUGCAGAGGCUGCUGCUGAGUCCGAGGAAAAGAAGAAAGACCGUGAAUACACACUUGUCAGGCCAAAGGGUACCCCUCUUGCGCCUGGCAUUAUGUCCGCAGCUGAUGCUCUUGCUUGCAUUCCUUCCGCAUUUGGAGCUAUCUGUUUGAACUCUUCUGGUCUGGACCUUUUCCAGUCUUCCGACGCCCUUGAAAGCUUUUUCGAGAUCUUUGAAAACCCUGAUCAUGUCAAGUGUUUGAAAGACGACCCCGAACUUGUCCGUUCUCUAGGUACAACCUUCGAUGAGCUUGUUCGACACCACCCGGCACUAAAGACCUCUAUCUUGUCUGCUGUUCUCGUCAUGGCUGCCCGUGUCAACGUUCUCGGUCGGACCAAGGCCUGGGAGCAAGGAAUGGGGACCAAGAUGUGGAUUGAGGAUGCUGACGGCAAUAAGCGUCUGUCCGGAGACAUCUUCUCGUUGUUCCGCGAAAUCGGCACACCCGCUGAUGCCUCAGUCGAUGACCCUGCAACCUUGGGUGCUCCUCAGCUUAACUCCCACGAUCUACCCAAUGGCGCUAAGCUUGUCGUUGGUGACCUGAGUCAUGUACUUCCUUCGCCUGGUCCCGACUUCGAGCCCAAAGACAAAGACGAACAUGGUCUUACUGCUACCGACUACUUGUUCCCUGCCAUGCGUUUCCUGGGUGCCUUCUUCGAAAACCAGAUUAACUGUACUGCCUUCAUCCAAGCUGGCGGCGCAGAGUUCCUCCUAGAUCUCGCAACGCUUCAAAGCUUGGCUUUCGAUUUCCACAGCACCAAUGCUAACCAGGAGAUUACGGUUCUUAUUCACAUGCUCGCAGAGACAAAGCCUCACCUGAUUCUUCCAUCUCUCCUUCGCCGCGCCCAGCACGCAGUGGAGAAUCUUUCAGCUUUCUGGACUGCACCCAGUGGAUCUGGAUUCUUCACGUCGUUGAUUAAGCCUGCAGACUCGAAGGACCCCGUCUUGGAACCUACCGCCGCUGCUCAGUCUGGAACAUUCUUUGUCAGACACUUGAAUGCCGUGCUUCUUUUGACUGAUGUCCUCCGUGAGACCUUCGCGUUGCCCUUGUACCAAACCCGACCUGGCCAAAAUACUUCCAUCUUUGGCCAAGUCAACCUCGCGGAUCAAUAUUGCAUUUUAAUUAACUCUCUGAGCAAUCUUCUUGCUUCUUGCGUGUGGGAAGGCAUCUUGCUAGAGAAGAAUAUUCCCGAGAAGUGGCUGAAGGCUACACAGGCGACUGCUGACAAGUCCGCCUCUGGAAAGUCCAAGACUACUCCACAGGAGCCUCCAGCAACCCCUGGCGCCGAUUCUCGACCCCAAAGCUCCGGUGCUGCGGAGCCUGGCGGCCAAGCUCAACCAGGCCAGGAACCAAAGGAAGACGACGCUCCCGUUGAUGAAGAAAACGUCAACUUCAAGAAUGCUCGCACACUUCGUUACCUUCUCAGUGCCUUGCCUACCUCUAUUACUGGAUUCCUGCACAACCUCGGACUUGGCCUUAUUGGCAAACGCCGCUUGGAUCCUCUCCUGAAGCAGAGACAGAAUGGUACUUUGGUUGCAGAGGCCAUGGCAGAGGGUGUUAUUCGCCAAUUGGAAUUCAAGCCUGCGAACUCCAGUGACAGCCCCAAACAUCGGUUCGCCUAUCUGAUUGUCGUCCUGUCGCACUUCUCCCACCUUCUCUAUGAAAUCCCCACGGAGCGUCCCAGCUCGAACUACUUGACAUCGGUUCUCAUCGCGUUCAAGAAGAACAACGGUCUCCAGCUGUUGAAAGAAAUUUGCGACGUGUUCCUGAACGACAUCAAGUCUCUUCCAUCUGCUGAAUCCAUUCCCGAUGAGGACAAGGAGCUUGCUAACCGGCUUGCCUCGGGCUAUGGUGGAAUCAAGAUUAUUCUUGGGCUCUUCGCUGAUCUGGCUACUGGAAAAUACAUUGUGGACUCUAGCCAGACACAAGCCUUGGCCGGUCCCGAGCGCGACCGCGAUCGCCCCGAACACUUUCAGCCUGGUCAAUUCCUGGUUGAGCUUCGUAUGGAAAUUCUGCCCAUGGCUCAAGACAUGUGGAACUCGGACUUUGCUACUCAGUCAUCGAGCCCCAUCGUCAGGUUGUUGAUUGAUAUUCUGCGGGCAUCGCUGGAUGGCGAAUACGAGGUCAAUGUCAUUAAAAGGGCAGAUGUGCGACCUCUUGUGGCAGAGACACCCAAGAAGCCAUUCGUUGUCCACAAAGACCGAGCCGCCGCCCUGGUAGAUAAAGGUUUCAAGGAUGUUGAUCUCAACAAAGAAGCCCUAUAUCGUUGUAACAACGUCUUGAAUGCUGCCGAAGAAUACUGCAAGGCUCAGAGCUGGGUCCGAAACCCUCCUAGGGUUCACCCAAAUCCCAAUGACAUCCAAACUGGUACCCCCGAGGCUGCUCCCGGUAUUGACACCCUAGAGGAUCCUGGCGAUGAGAUUACGCCUUUCUCCAGCGGCGACUUGUCACGCUCUGCUCUGACCAUGCUUCUAGCACAAGCCAGUGGCGGGCCACUGACUGAUUCGAUGCGCCGCAUUGAUACAUUGGUAACUGGAAGAGAUGCAGAUGCUGACGCACCAUCUGGAAACAUUGGCAGAAUUCUCGAUGGAAACGAUAUGGAUAGUGAUGAUCGCGCUGGGUCAUCGAACCAGAGUGCACCCGAGCCUCGCCCUGCCGAAGGAAGUUCCUCUGAAGGACAACCUCCUGCCCAAACCCGCUCGGUUAUCACUAUCGAAGAUCUUGAAGCUGAGAGGGAAAACAUUCGGUCCAAUCUUAUUGAGCGCGCCCUGGACAUCCUCAACGAACAUCAUGAUGUCUCAUUUGAAUUGUCUGACCUGAUAUCGUCAGCCAUCAGGAAGCACCCAGAGCCAGAGAGUUUCCGCCGUGACAUCGGAGAGACUCUUGUACAAUCUCUGGUUUCCCUGCAGAUGGAGAACUUCCAGACAGCCGGCAAGAAGAUUGCCGCCUAUGCCCACAUCCUCGCACUCACCCUUCAAGAUCGUGAAAUGUACACUGCAACCAUCGAAGAGCUGAAGGAUUGUUUCUCGACUUUCCUUGGAUUCAUCAAACUCCCAACACCUGAGAAGGCUGAUCAGGAAUCAUUCCCUUGGGUUGGACAUGUUCUUCUUAUCCUUGAAAAGCUGCUGUCUGAUGACUGCCAGCCACCUCAGAUCUCCUGGGCCCAACCAUCCAGUGUUGACGAUCCCGUUGGUAACGAUGAGCCCGCAAAACUUGAAGAGCCUCUUGUGUCAGCCGAUGAGAAGACCCAGCUCUUUGAAGCUCUUGUUGAGAUUCUUCCCCGAGUGGGCAAGGAUGACACAUUGGCGCUUUCCAUUUGCCGUGUUCUUGUCAUUCUCACUCGCCAGCGUAGUAUCGCUGCUCGCUUUGGGGAGAAGCGUAAUCUCCAACGCCUCUUUGUCAUGGUCAAGCAGCUUUCAAGUGCUACCAACGACAAGCUACAAAGCGCGUUCAUGCUUAUUCUCCGCCACAUUGUUGAAGACGAAGCUACUAUUCGCCAGAUUAUGCGGAGUGAAAUUGUUGCCAACUUUGAGUCUAAGACUUCACGCCAGGUUGACACCACUGGAUACGUGCGUCAGAUGUAUCACCUGGUGCUGAGAGCCCCUGAUAUCUUUGUGGAAGUAACAAAUGAGAAGCUGCGGCUGCUACGCUUCGAUCCUAACCCUCGUCCCCAAGUUCUUGGGCUCAAGGCCGACAAAGAACGUCAAGAUCGCCUACGUCAAACCAAGAAGUCUGAGGAGAACAAACCUGAGUCAUCUGCGACAGCUGAAGCUGUCACCACGGAAGAAAAGGACACCGAGAAGGACAAGGGCAAGACACCGGCCAAAAAUACAGAAUUGAAGGCGCCCGUUGUGGAAAAUCCUGACGGUGUCAUUCACUACCUGCUGUCCGAGCUCCUGUCCUACAAGGAUGUGGACGACAAAGAAUCUGCCCCUGAGAUUUCAGAGCAGACUGCUGACCAGCAGUCUGAUACUCAAACUGACGUUGAGAUGGCUGGAGAUGAACCUGCGCCCUCGGUUUCUAGCACCACCGAAGCACAGCCAACUCGCGGCUUGAAGAAGGGAGAUAAGCCCCAAUUCAAGGCAGAUGACCACCCGAUCUACAUUUACCGCUGCUUGCUUCUCCAGUGUCUAACUGAACUUCUCUCUUCCUACAAUCGUACCAAGGUCGAGUUCAUUAACUUCUCUCGCAAGGCCGAUCCUUUGGCUACUACUCCCUCCAAGCCACGCUCUGGCAUUCUAAACUACUUGUUGAAUGUGCUUGUUCCACUUGGUACCAUGGAGCAUGAUGAGACCUUGACAUUCAAGAAGCGCAGCAUCACAUCUACAUGGACCAUGCAAGUACUUGUUGCUCUCUGCACCAAAACUGGCGAGUUUGGUGGUGUUGGCCGACGUCGCACUGAGCCCAAGUAUGAGGAAGACGAGCCGGAGCUUGCGUUCGUCCGCCGCUUUGUGCUCGAGCAUGCCCUUCGUUCUUACAAGGACGCAAUGGCCUCAAAUGAGCCUUUGGACGCUAAAUAUUCCAAGCUCAUGUCUCUUGCCGACCUGUUUGAUAAAAUGCUCAGUGGCUACUCCUUCACCAACGAUGCAGGUUUCCCAACCUCAACCAGACAGCUUGCAAAGACUAUGUUCGAGAAGCACUUCAUUCCGGCGCUAACUGCUUCGGUUGCUGACGUCGACUUGAACUUCCCUUCGUCCAAGCGUGUCAUAAAGUACAUUCUUCGCCCAUUAAACAAGCUUACUCAAACCGCAGUUCUUUUGAGUGAGAACUCCGAUAUCUCUUCUUCCCUUGGUGAAACCGAGGAUGAUGAGAUCUCCUCGGCAACCUCCGUUUCUGACAUGGAAGACGAACGUGAGGAAACACCCGAUCUUUUCCGUCACUCUACUCUGGGUAUGCUUGAACCCCGUCACGAGGAAGAGACCAGCAGCGAGGAGUCCGAGGGAGAAGACGAGGACAUGUACGAAGACGAAUAUGAGGAGGAGAUGGACUACGAUGAAGAUAUGCCCGAAGAUGAUGGCGAAGUCGUCAGCGAUGAAGAUGACGAUGGCGUGGGUCCAAUCGAAGGCCUCUCUGGCGAUGCAGUUGAAGUCAUUCUCGAUGAUGACGACGAUGAUGACGAUGAGGACGACGACGAUGAAGACGACGACCACUCGGAUAUGGAUGAUGAUAUGUACGCCGAUGAAAUUCCUGGAGACCGCGACAACGAAAGUCUCGAAGACGGAGAGGAGGAUGAAUGGGAGAGCGAGGAGAUGACUGAAGAUGAAGAAGAGGUCGAAAUGAUGAACCAGUACGAGGAUGAGAUGGCCGAUUUAAGACAGAACCGUGGUCACGGUGAGGAACACCGCAUUGGCGACCUCUUCCGUGCCCUCAAUGAGGCUGCUGGAGGUGCUGAUGAUCUCCAUGGAGAUGGUCUCGGCGGUGACAUUCACGAAGAAAUCCUCGAUGACCUCGACGAAGAUGGUGCGCCACCCCUCCUUACUACAGACCCCCCUAUUGCAGACCCUCCAGCCGCAGGACCUCCAACUGCAGAACCCCCUGCAACAUUGACUGCAGCACUCACUGCAAUCAAUGCAGUCAUGCCUGCUCUACGCCAGCUUUCAACGCUGUUGCUGACCACCCGUAUAGUUGAGGAUGAAGACGAAAUGGACGAACUUGAAGAUGACAUCGACGGAUUCGACGGCGAGGAAGGAUCCUUCGGUGAUAUGGAAGAUGACGAUCUUCUUGAGCCCUGGGGAUGGGAAGGUGACGAGCCACCAAUGCCUCGCGCUGGACAUCACCACCACCGCUUCCGUGGCGGCGCGCCCCCAGCCUGGGCUGCUGUUACCGAAAUUAUGCCGGGCCGCGGCUCUGGUCUCGUUCCUAUCCAGCCUUAUCAACGUGUCCACAGAACCCAGCUUCCCUCGCGUGGAGAAAAUGACGGAACUAACCCUCUACUUGUUCGAACUGACCGUCCAGAAACCGCCGUUUCAUCUCGUGGACCCAAUGCCGACCCAUUCGCUGAUUGGGGCCAGACCAUGGAUCAGGCCGGUGGCCGAGUUGUUGCAAUGGACAGCCCCAUCAGCUUCAUGAACGCCAUAAUGCAGGCUAUUGGUGGACAAGCUUCCCCUGGUUUUGGUGUGGUUACUCGUCCAGACGGUAUCCAUGUCCAUGUUGACAGACGUGCAGUCCUACCCGGCCGCAUUCAAGAUAUGCUUGGAAUCCCUCGUGGGUCAGGACCUCCAGCUCGCACUCGUGGUGAUGACCCUCACACUGCCGUCAAAUUUGGUCUGUGCACCACUCGGACCCGCUGGCAGGAGGAGGCCCGCAUUCUCUUCAGCACCCAGUAUGUUGAGAGAACCCAGCGCAUCGUCAACUCCAUCAUGAAAGCCCUCGUUCCCACUUCAAUGGUCGAGGAAAAGAUCCGCACCAAGCAACUCGAAGAGGAGCGCAAGCGCAUCCUAGAAGAGCGCGCCCAGCAAGAUCGCGAAGAGCGCGAGGCCAAGCGCAAAUGGGAGGAAGAAAAUGCUCGGAGAGAAGAGGAAGCUGAGCGUCAAGCCGAACGCCAAGCUGCUCAAGUCGAUGAGCCUAUGGAGGAUGUCCAGCCAACUGAGCCUCCUGUUGAAGCCGCUUCAUCUGCUCCCACUGAAUCCCAACCCGAAGCCCGGCCGACAGAACCUGCCCCUCGGGUUCACACCAACAUCAGAGGCCGCCAACUCGAUAUCACCGGUCUUGAAAUUGACCCUGAGUAUCUGGAGGCUCUGCCAGAGGAACUCCGCGAGGAGGUUAUCAUGCAACAACUCGCCGAACAGCGAUCCCAAGCUGCCGCCGCCGGCGAGGAGCCCACUGAGAUCAAUCAAGAAUUCCUGGAGGCUUUGCCUGCCGAGAUUCGUGAGGAACUGUUGCAGCAAGAAGCCGCUGAUCGACGCCGACGCGAACGUGAUGCUGCCCGUCGACAGGCUCAGUCUGCUGGUGCUGGUGCUACUGCCGGCGCCGGCUCUGGUGGUCCAGCUGCUCCUCCUGCUCACGCCGAAGAUAUGGACGCUGCCAGCUUCCUUGCCACCCUUGACCCUUCGUUGCGCCAGGCUGUCCUUGCCGAUCAGCCAGAGGAUGUUCUUGCAACUCUGGGCCCUGAGUACUUGACUGAGGCCCGCGCCAUGGGUGGUGGUGGCCGACGCAUUGCUCAAUUCGGUGACAUGACCGCCGUUGACCGACAAAGAAACGAGCCUUCUGGAGACCGGGAGCCAAAGAAACAGCAGAGACGUCAAAUUGUGCAGAUGCUCGACAAGGCUGGUGUUGCAACUCUUCUUCGACUCAUGUUCAUGCCUCUCCACGGUAACGCUCGCCAUCAAUUGAAUGACAUUCUCCAUAACGUUUGUGAGAACCGCCAAAACCGCAGUGAGGUGAUCAGCCUUCUUCUGUCGGUUUUGCAGGAUGGCAGUGUUGAUUCUACCGCAAUUGAGCGUAGUUUCUCUCACCUCUCUUUGCGUGCAAAGGCACCCGGAGCACAGAAGACCCCUCAGGCUGUCAAGCGAAACAUGGCUAUUCAAACUUCUUCCAGUGUCAGUAACGACGUGACCCCUAUCAUGGUCAUUCAACAAUGUCUUGGAACACUCUCCUUCCUGUCGCAAUUCAAUCCUCACAUCGCUUGGUUCUUCUUGACCGAGCAUGACUCUGCCUCAUCCGCUAAGUUGAAGGCAUUCCGCAAGGGCAAGGGCAAGGAGAACAGAGCUAACAAGUUCGCCCUGAACGCUCUGCUUUCUCUCUUGGACCGCAAGUUGAUCAUGGAAAGCCCUAACUGCAUGGAGCAAUUGUCUAGCCUCCUUAGCAGCAUCACUCAGCCGCUUACUGUUCUCCUUCGCCGCGAGAAGGAGCGUCAAGAAGAGAAGGGUAAAAAGCCCGAAGAGCCAGUCAAGGGUCUUGUUGAAGAACCUGCUCAAGCUGGCGACUCUGGUAUGGAUACAUCUAUGACCGAUGCCCCUCUGCCCACCGUUGAGACCACCGAAAUCACUGGUCAAGAGACUAUUGAGGGUGGAGAAGAUGACGACAAGAAGCCCGAGGAGUCGAAGGAGCCCGCUGAAGAUGAGAAGCGCAAGAAGCGUUCCAUUGAGCCUCCUGUCGUUCCCGAUCACAACUUCCGUCUGGUUGUUCACAUUCUUGCAGCCCGUGAAUGCAAUGGCAAGACGUUCCGUGAUACCCUUUCUACUAUCAACAACCUUUCUGCUGUCCCCGGAGCUCGCGAUGUGAUCGGCAAUGAACUGGUCGCUCAAGCUCAGGCUCUCAGUGAUACUAUUCUGGGUGACCUGGAAGAUCUCCUCCCUCACAUCCACCAGGCUAAGACUGGCACCGAUAUGCAAGGUCUGGCUCUGGCCAAGUUCUCGCCCGCUAGUUCGGACCAGGCCAAGCUUUUGCGUAUUUUGACCGCUCUCGACUACCUAUUUGAUCCUACUCGAGUCGACAAGUCGAAGGGCAGUGAGCCCGAGUCUGCCCCCAAGGAAGAUGUGCUCAAGAGACUUUACGAGAGCGCAACUUUCGGCCCUCUGUGGACCAAGCUCAGUGACUGUUUGACUGCUAUCCGCCAAAAGGAGAACAUGCUGAACGUGGCUACUAUUCUCCUGCCUCUCAUCGAGGCACUGAUGGUUGUCUGCAAGAACACUACUCUCAAGGAUCAGCCCCUGUCUCGUGGCAGUCGUGAACUUUCUGUGAACAGUGCCCCAGCUGACAAUGGACUCAGCAUGGAGAACCUCUUCUUCAAGUUCACCGAGGAGCAUCGCAAGAUCCUCAAUGAGCUUGUGCGCCAGAACCCUCGUCUGAUGAGCGGUACAUUCUCCUUGUUGGUGAAGAAUCCCAAGGUGCUGGAAUUCGAUAACAAGCGCAACUACUUCACUCGUCGUGUCCAUUCCCGUGGUGCCGAGCCUCGUCACCCUCAUCCUCCUCUCCAGCUUUCUGUGCGGAGAGACCAAGUCUUCCUUGACUCUUUCAAGUCUUUGUACUUCAAGAGCGCGGAUGAGUUGAAGUAUGGCAAAUUAAAUGUACGUUUCCACGGCGAGGAAGGUGUCGAUGCCGGUGGUGUGACCAGAGAAUGGUUCCAAGUCCUUGCCCGUGGCAUGUUUAAUCCUAACUACGCUUUGUUCAUUCCCGUUGCUUCCGACCGGACCACAUUCCACCCCAACCGUCUCAGUGGUGUGAACUCUGAGCAUCUCAUGUUCUUCAAGUUCAUUGGACGUAUCAUCGGCAAGGCCUUGUACGAAGGCCGCGUUCUUGACUGCCACUUCAGCCGCGCUGUCUACAAAAACAUCCUCUCCCGAUCUGUGUCUAUCAAGGACAUGGAAACUCUCGACUUGGAUUACUACAAGUCCCUUCUCUGGAUGCUGGAGAACGACAUUACCGAUAUUAUUACCGAGACAUUUGCCAUUGAGACCGAUGACUUUGGCGAGAAGCAGGUAAUUGAUCUGAUCCCGGGUGGCCACGAUAUCCCUGUCACCCAGGAGAACAAGGAGCAGUACGUUCAGCGUGUAGUUGAAUACCGUCUAGUGGAGUCUGUCCGUGAGCAAUUGGACAACUUCCUAAAGGGCUUCCACGAGAUUAUCCCCCGAGACUUGAUCUCCAUUUUCAACGAACAGGAGCUGGAACUUCUGAUUUCCGGUCUUCCUGAGAUUGAAGUUGACGAGUGGAAGAACAAUACUGAGUACCACAACUAUUCCGCCUCGUCCUCGCAGAUCCAAUGGUUCUGGCGUGCUGUUCGCUCGUUCGAUAAGGAAGAGCGAGCCAAGCUUCUACAGUUCGUUACUGGAACCAGUAAGGUCCCUCUCAAUGGUUUCAAGGAGCUUGAGGGUAUGAAUGGUGUGAGCAAAUUCAACAUUCACCGCGACUAUGGCAACAAGGAACGUCUUCCUAGCUCGCACACAUGCUUCAACCAGCUUGAUCUUCCUGAAUAUGAAAGUUAUGAGGAUCUCCGCCAGCGUCUCUACACGGCUAUGACUGCCGGAAGCGAGUACUUCGGAUUUGCAUAA